Salvelinus namaycush (lake trout) is the source of this 1422-nucleotide messenger RNA. RefSeq names its product bone morphogenetic protein 10-like. The record is from RefSeq and is a predicted model, not a curated record. Lineage: Eukaryota; Metazoa; Chordata; Actinopteri; Salmoniformes; Salmonidae. Gene Ontology annotation, molecular function: growth factor activity; cytokine activity. Bases 1 to 1422 code for a protein of 473 amino acids. Gene Ontology annotation, cellular component: extracellular region. The transcript is spliced from 2 exons. Gene Ontology annotation, biological process: SMAD protein signal transduction; BMP signaling pathway.
AUGGUUACUCCAGUGUUCUCCAUACUGGGCUACAUCUACUCUCUGAGCCUCCUGCCUCUGCUGCUGCCUGGUUCGAGCCAGGGCAGUCCCAUCAUGUCACCUGAGGAGUUUCGAAGGGGCCCUGGGGCUAGAAGUCUGGUGGAUACCUCCAUGUUGGAGCAGAAUGAAGACCUGGACAUGCAGGACUUUCAGGGUCAGUUUCUGUCCACGUUGAACCUCACAGAGCUGGGCCCCCGGCCAAGGCCCCGUGCGGCCCGUAAAGAGCCACCAGAAUACAUGCUGGAACUGUACAACCGCUUUUCCAACGAUCGCACGGCCAUGCCCUCUGCCAACAUAGUGCGUAGUUUCAAGAAUGAAGAUUCCUCCUUCUACAGUGUGACGGUCAGGGGCGUGAGGACACACCCCCUGCUGUUCAACAUCUCCAUCCCCCACCACGAGCACAUCCUCACCGCCGAGCUCCGCCUCUACACCCUGGUUCAGAGGGAUCGCAGAUGCUAUGCCGGCCUUGACCGCAAGGUGACCAUCUACAAGAUCCACGAGGGGGGGCACAGGAGGAAAGAAGAGGGGAGGGACGGAAGAAGGAAUGAGCAGGAGACAGACAAAAUGGAGGAAAUGGAGGAGCUGGCAACCCGGCAAUUCUACGGUAAAGACGAUGCCUGGAUUACCUUCGACCUGACCCAUCAGGUCAACCUUUGGUGGAAGGCAGAGAGCUCCACCCACCGACUGGAGGUCCACAUUGCAAGUCUGGGUUCUGAUGGUGGGAAGACCCCCCAGGUCAGAGAAGAGGAUGGAAGGAAAGAGUUGGUUGAUGUGGAUGUUGACAUGGGCUCAGAUGGUAAACACAUGCCAGUGGUGAUUGUGUUCUCAGAUGAUCAGAACAGAGACCAUCGUGAGGAGGACAAGCGGGAGCUCAACCAGUUUACAGAACAUGAGAAUGACCUGCCGGCUGACCUGGAGCCGAGUCCACAGGCGAAUUGGGGGUACCAGGCUGUGAGCGAUGCUAGGAACACUGAUGGAGAGGAGCUGGACGAGGAGACUCUCAUGCAACUGCACUCCAACCUCAUUUACGACACGCCUCCCCGAAUCCGCCGCAACACCAAGGGUGACCCCUGUAAGAAGACCCCACUCUAUGUGGAGUUUAAGGACAUUGGCUGGGAUACCUGGGUCAUACAGCCCCUGGGCUAUGAAGCCUAUGAGUGCAAUGGUGUAUGCAACUACCCUAUGACCUCUGAGGUCUCGCCUACCAAGCACGCCAUUGUCCAGAGUCGGCUGAGCAGUAAGAUUCCACAGAAGGCGUCACCAGCCUGCUGUGUUCCCACCAAGCUAGAGCCCAUCUCACUCCUUUACGUCGAGGACGGAGGAGUGGUCACCUACAUGCACAAGUACGAGGGCAUGGUGGUGUCAGAAUGCGGCUGUAGAUAG